UCUUCCUUCUCCAUCCGGUGCCCGUCCCCGCCGCUGACCAGCACCAACUAACUGAAUCCCACUCCCUCCGUUUGUCACCACCUCAUUCUACAAGCAAAAAUAGAAAAGCCCCAACCGGCCAAAGAAAACAGACACAAAAGACAGGGAAAAUGACCCCCCGGUGCUUCAUCAUCCGCCACGGCGAAACCGAAUGGUCGCUGAAUGGUCGACACACCGGCACCACGGACUUACCCCUCACUUCCAACGGGGAGAAACGGAUAAAGGCGACGGGGAAAGCACUUGUUGGGAAUGAUCGGUUGAUUGUGCCGAAGAAAUUGGUGCAUGUGUAUGUGUCGCCGCGGGCACGAGCACAACGUACGCUGGAAUUACUUGAGAUUGGAUGUCGGGAGAGAUUGCCCUGGUCUGGGGAGAGGAAGUCCGAGGAGGAGGAGCCGAUUCGGACGGAGGCUCGUGUGGAAGUUACAGAGGCGGUGCGGGAAUGGGAUUAUGGUGAGUAUGAGGGGUUGACGAGUCGUCAGAUUCGGGAGUUGAGGGCAGAGAGGGGGGAAGGGGCAUGGGAUAUUUGGAGGGAUGGGUGUCCUGGGGGAGAAUCCCCCGAAGACGUGAUUAAGCGGCUGGAUGCCCUGAUCGCAGAGAUCAGACAGAAGUACCACGGCCCGUGUUUCGACGGGUCCGACGACUCGGGCAAAGGCGAUGUUCUCGUCGUCGCUCACGGCCAUAUCCUUCGUGCGUUUGCGAUGCGAUGGACAGGAAGGCCGUUGACGGAGACGGCGCUAAUCCUGGAAGCGGGUGGUGUGGGCACACUGAGGUGAG
Molecule: messenger RNA, 813 nt
Organism: Aspergillus sclerotioniger CBS 115572
Lineage: Eukaryota; Fungi; Ascomycota; Eurotiomycetes; Eurotiales; Aspergillaceae
Product: histidine phosphatase family protein
Exons: 3
Biological process (GO): ribose phosphate biosynthetic process
Molecular function (GO): sedoheptulose-bisphosphatase activity
Source: RefSeq, a predicted model, not a curated record